Messenger RNA from Microthlaspi erraticum, 366 nucleotides. The record is from the annotation of a GenBank genome assembly. NCBI's taxonomy places the organism in Eukaryota, Viridiplantae, Streptophyta, Magnoliopsida, Brassicales, Brassicaceae.
AUGAAUGGAAAAUUAGAGCUUUUGUGUCUUGAAGUCUUUUCUUUGGAGGAAAAGGGAGAUAGGAUUCAAUCUUCUGUGAAAGGAAUUGAAGGAAGGAUGAAUUUUGAAGUAGUGGAUAACAAUGGCGGUUUCAGGGGAACCACAAACCCUCACAAAAUCAGUCUUGCGGCUUUGUUCUUCCCUAUAUCAGCAAAAGCUACGUUUGGUUUGGCAAAUAAAAAGACGGUGACCAUUCAGCCAGCUGACAAGGAGCAAGGUGUGGUACUCAGAACCACCAAGACCAAGAAGCAAAACAAACUUAAACUUUUUGUUAACAAGUUUGUCGUCAAGAAGGAGUUCAGUACAGAAACAGCUGACAAAGAUUAA